AUGCAGACUGUUCUACAAACAUUUGUGAAAGAAUGGGUCGCUCUCAGGAGCUCAGUGAAUUCAAGCGUGGGUACCGUGAUAGGUUGCCACCUGUGCAAUAAGUCCAUCCAUGAAAUUUGCUUGCUACUAAAUAUUCCACGGUCAACUGUUAGUGGUAUUAUAACUAAUUGGAUGCAACUGGGAACAACAGCAACUCAGCCAGAAAGUGAGCGGGGUCAGCGCAUGCUGAAGCGCACAGGGCACAGAAGUCGAUAGCUAAAGACCUCCAAACUUCAUGUGUCCUUCAGAUUAGCACAACAACAGUGCAUAGAGAGCUUCAUGGAAUGGGUUUCC
Staurois parvus is the source of this 333-nucleotide messenger RNA. The record is from the annotation of a GenBank genome assembly. NCBI's taxonomy places the organism in Eukaryota, Metazoa, Chordata, Amphibia, Anura, Ranidae.